Molecule: messenger RNA, 2986 nt
Organism: Dermochelys coriacea (leatherback sea turtle)
Lineage: Eukaryota; Metazoa; Chordata; Testudines; Dermochelyidae
Product: immunoglobulin superfamily member 1-like
Exons: 12
Coding region: 200-2971 (923 amino acids)
Source: RefSeq, a predicted model, not a curated record
UGCAGGGAGCUGGCUUAGCUCUGACCACGGCAGAUUUGGGCUGGAGGUUGCAGAGAAACCAUCUGAUGGGGAAGAAAGGGGCCGAGCGGAUCACGGGCUUCCUGGGGCUGCAGCCCCCGGCGCAGUUCCUCAUUCCGCUCGCACUCGGGCCUCAGGCUCAGUGGAGCUCAGCACUGGGGUCACUGCCCACUGCCCCAUCAUGGCGUCUGCUCUCACCGUCCUCUUCCUCGGCUGCUGGCUGGCUGGGCACAGCGGGGUGUGGGGAGAGCCCAGUUACCCCAAACCCAGCAUCUCCCUGAGCCCCAGUCAGGGGGUCUCCGUAGGGGGAGCCGUGGCUGUCUGGUGUCGGGGGAAGCGCCAGGGCAUGCAGUUCGUGCUGAAUAAAGAGGGACGCCAAUUCCAAACUGUGACUUCGAACGGGUUGGAGGCUGUGUUUUCCAUCAGCAACGUGAGCUGGGAGGACAGGGGGAGCUACAACUGCUCCUAUCACAGCAGAUCGGAGCCGUUCACCGUGUCGUCCCCCAGCGACCCCGUGGAGCUGGUGGUGAGAGAUGCCAGCUUACCCAGACCCUCCAUCUCGCUGAGCCCCACUGGGGACACCACCCCAGGGGCAGACGUCAUCAUCCGGUGUCAGGGGCAGCAACGGGACGCGAGGUUCUUUCUGCACAGGGCUGGAGACCUGAACCCACCGCGACACAUGGACCCUGCUGGGGACGGGGCCGAGUUCCACAUCCCCACCGUGGGUUGGCCGCACGGAGGGAACUACAGCUGCAGCUACCGGCCCCGAUCAGAGCCCUUCGUCUCCUCGCAGCCCAGCGACCCCGUGCAGCUGGUGGUCGCAGAUGCCAGCUUACCCAGACCCUCCAUCUCGCUGAGCCCCACUGGGGACACCACCCCAGGGGCAGACGUCAUCAUCCGGUGUCAGGGGCAGCAACGGGACGCGAGGUUCUUUCUGCACAGGGCUGGAGACCUGAACCCGCCGCGACACAUGGACCCUGCUGGGGACGGGGCCGAGUUCCACAUCCCCACCGUGGGUUGGCCGCACGGAGGGAACUACAGCUGCAGCUACCGGCCCCGAUCAGAGCCCUUCGUCUCCUCGCAGCCCAGCGACCCCGUGCAGCUGGUGGUCGCAGAGCCCAGUUACCCCAAACCCAGCAUCUCCCUGAGCCCCAGUCAGGGGGUCUCCGUAGGGGGAGCCGUGGCUGUCUGGUGUCGGGGGAAGCGCCAGGGCAUGCAGUUCGUGCUGAAUAAAGAGGGACGCCAAUUCCAAACUGUGACUUCGAACGGGUUGGAGGCUGUGUUUUCCAUCAGCAACGUGAGCUGGGAGGACAGGGGGAGCUACAACUGCUCCUAUCACAGCAGAUCGGAGCCGUUCACCGUGUCGUCCCCCAGCGACCCCGUGGAGCUGGUGGUGAGAGAUCCCAGCUUACCCAGACCCUCCAUCUCCGUGAGCCUGGCUUCGGUCACCGCCUCAGGGGCGGACGUCACCAUCCGGUGUCAGGGGCAGGGCCGGGACGUGAGGUUCUUCCUGCACAAGGCUGGAGACCUGAACCUGCCGCGACACAUGGACCCUGCUGGGGACGGGGCCGAGUUCCACAUCCCCACCGUGGGCCGGCAGCACGGAGGGAGCUACAGCUGCAGCUACCGGCCCCGAUCCGAGCCCUUCAUCUCCUCGCAGCCCAGCGACCCCGUGCAGCUGGUGGUAGCAGGGCGUGAAUUUCUCAAACCCACCAUCUCAGUGAGCCCCAGCCGGGUGGUGGCGCUUGGGGGAAGCGUCACCAUCCGCUGUGAGGGUUCAUACCCGGGCAGGGAGUUCUUUCUGCAUAAAGCUGGACACCCGAACCUGCAGGUGCAGACGGUGCCUGAUGGGACCGUGGCUGAAUUUCCCAUCCCCAGUGUCAGCCAGGAAGAUGGAGGGAGCUACACCUGCGACUAUCGCUCCAUAACGGAUCAGAAUUGCACAUCGCAUCCCAGCGACGCCGUCGAGAUCAUUGUAGGGGAGCCCAGUUACCCCAAACCCAGCAUCUCCCUGAGCCCCAGCUGGGGGGUCGCCCUGGGGGGAGCCAUGGCUGUCUGGUGUCAGGGGCAGCACCGAGGCGUGCGGUUUGUGCUGAAUAAAGAGCGACGCCAUUUCUCACCUGUGGAUUCGAACGGGUUUGGGGCUGUGUUUCCCAUCAGCAAAGUGCGCUGGGAGGACAGGGGGAGCUACAGCUGCUCCUAUCACAGCAGAUCGGAGCCGUUCGCUGUGUCGUCCCCCAGCGACCCUGUGGAGCUGGUGUUGAGAGAUCCCAGCUUACCCAGACCCUCCAUCUCUCUGAGCCUCACUGGGGUCACCACCUCAGUGGCAGAUGUCACCAUCCGGUGUCAGGGGCAGCGCCGGGACGUGAGGUUCUUCCUGCACAAGGCUGGAGACCUGAACCCACUGCGACACAUGGACCCUGCUGCGAAUGGGGCCAAGUUCCGCAUCCCCAACGUGGGCCGGCAGCACGGAGGGAGCUACAGCUGCAGCUACCGGCUCCGAUCAGAGCCCUUCAUCUCCUCAGAGCCCAGUGACCCCGUGCAGCUGGUGGUAGAAGAGCCCAGUUACCCCAAACCCAGCAUCUCCCUGAGCCCCAGCUGGGGGGUCGCCCUGGGGGGAGCCAUGGCUGUCUGGUGUCAGGGGCAGCACCGAGGCGUGCGGUUCGUGCUGAAUAAAGAGCGACACCAUUUCCCACCUGUGGAUUCGAACGGGUUGGAGGCUGUGUUUCCCAUCAGCAAAGUGCGCUGGGAGGACAGGGGGAGCUACAGCUGCUCCUAUCACAGCAGAUCGGAGCCGUUCGCUGUGUCGUCCCCCAGUGACCCCGUGGAGCUGGUGUUGAGAGGUGAGGGGCCCGGCUCGGCGUCCUCAUUCCCAGCCCUACCCCUAGCCAGACCCUCAUGGGGGCUCAGUGCCAAUGGGACACUCAGAGUGAGGCUCUGCCCUAAGCCCUGACCCCGCAGUGGGGAC